CUAUUUUUUUCCCACUCAAACCGCGCCGCUUUCCUGGUCUGUGAGCCGCUGGCUGUCUCGGGUCCGCAGCUCUUGGGGUUCUUCCUGGACGUCCCCUUCUGACUCCAGCGGGACCUGAAGCGCCUUUUAAACCGGAGACCCCAGGAACCCGCGGGAACGCGCCCGCGGCCCAAGCCGCUUUCCUGCCGUAUGAUGCGUCUCUCGGGCGGCUCCCCGCGCUCCCGCUCCGUUACCACAGGCCGGCUACGAGGCGUAAAGCCCAGCGCGAGGCGUGGAGCGGGCACGCCCCGGCCUCGGCGCUCGGUCCCCCGGCCCUUGAGCAGCACCGACUGCAAUGGCGGGAGGAGGGCGGCAGAGAGUAGGAGGAGUCCAUCGUUCGCUCGGCGCUCGACUGCCCCGCACUGCCGGGGCGCGAGGGCGAGGCCCGGCGGCGGCGCUCGAUUGGCCGGCUCGGAAGAUGGCGGCGCUGGGAGCCCCGCUGCGCACCCUGCGCGCGCUCCUGCGCGAGCUGCGCCACGCCGCCGGCCGCUCCUAUCGCGACAGCCCCGCCUAUCGGCACGUGCUGGCCGCCUUCCGCGCGCACCGGGUGACCAGCGAGAAGCUGUGCCGGGCCCAGCAGGAGCUGCACUUCCAGGCCGCCACCUACCUGUGCCUGCUCCGCAGCGUCCGGGAGCACGAGGCCCUGCACCGCGAGUACCACGGCAGGGGUGACACCACCCGUCAGCGAAUCAAGUUCAGUGAUGACCGAGUGUGCAAGAGCCACCUUCUCAACUGCUGCCCUCACGAUGUGCUCUCUGGAACUAGAAUGGACCUUGGAGAAUGCCUGAAAGUGCAUGACCUGGCAUUAAGGGCAGACUAUGAAAUAGCAUCCAAAGAUCAAGAUUUCUUCUUUGAGCUUGAUGCAAUGGACCACCUGCAGUCAUUUAUUGCAGACUGUGACCGGCGAACAGAAGUGGCUAAGAAAAGACUAGCAGAAACCCAGGAAGAGAUCAGUGCUGAAGUUGCAGCUAAAGCUGAAAGAGUUCAUGAAUUGAAUGAAGAAAUUGGGAAACUGUUGGCCAAAGUAGAACAGCUCGGAGCUGAUGGGAAUGUGGAAGAAUCUCAAAAAGUAAUGGAUGAAGUGGAGAAGGCUCGGGUAAAGAAGAGAGAAGCAGAAGAAGUAUACAGGAAUUCUAUGCCUGCCUCUAGCUUUCAACAGCAGAAGCUACGGGUUUGUGAAGUGUGCUCGGCUUAUCUUGGUCUUCAUGAUAAUGACCGACGACUUGCUGAUCACUUUGGAGGAAAACUACAUUUGGGAUUUAUUGAAAUAAGAGAGAAACUUGAGGAACUCAGGAGGAUUGUGGCUGAUAAACAGGAGAAACGAAAUCAGGAGCGUCUGAAACGUAGAGAGGAGAGGGAAAGAGAAGAAAGGGAGAAACUAAGGAGGUCCAGAUCCCACAGCAAGCAUGCCAAAAGGUCUAGGUCCCGAGACCGCCGCAGACACCGCUCUCGCUCAGCCUCGCGGGAACGGAAGAGACGGACUCGAUCCAAAUCCCGUGAGAAACGCCACCGCCACAGGUCCCGCUCCACCAGCCGCAGCCGGAGCCGCAGCCAUCAUAGAAGCAGGCACAGCUCCAGGGAGAGGAGCCGAGAGCGCAGCUCCAAAAAGAGAUCCUCUAAAGAAAGAUCUUCCAGAGACAAAGAGCGUUCAAGAGAUCGCGAUAGAACAUCCCGCGACAAAGACAGAAGCUCGAGGGAGAGGUCACCGCGGGAUUUCAAAGACAAGAAACGUUCGUACGAAAGCGCUAACGGCCGAUCGGAAGAGCCGAGGAGCUCAGAGGAGCGUGAAGCGGGGGAGAUAUAACUGGCUGUAUAUUCACCUAGCUUCCUAUGGAGUUGCAUACUUUGGUUUAGUUUACAGUUGUUCAAAGGGACACCGGUGAGCAGUUCCAACACUGAUACAACUAGGGUAGAUGUACAGUAUAUAAAAGUGGUUAUAACAAAGUCAGAAUUAAACCCCAUGAAUUAAUGGUGCCUAAAGCUGGGUCCUGGACUUUCCACCAAGUUGUAAAACUUUUCUGAAAGAUUUCUCUUUAUUCAGGACAACAGUUUUAUGUACCAAGACGCAGAUCUCAAUGUUUUUAAUCUCCUUUCCAAUACAAGUUAGUGAACAAAUUACAUUGUACUACUUGCCUUGGGUGCUUUUGAACCUUUAUAAAUUCUCCAAUUCUGCUCCAGUCAAAACAGCAGCAAUGAAAGGUUGUAUUUGGGGGGAUUUUUUUUCUUUUGUUUGCUUUUUUGUAAGAGGGUGGGUGGAUGGAUAUUAACUUUUACUCUAAGAUUAUGUUCCCAGUGUUGGGUUUAAUUUUUGUUUGGGAUCCUAGGAGUUGAUCACAGUGGGAGCAUUUAGACAGGAACGUGUGCUGGAGAAAGCGGAAAUGUCUUUUUACAGUGCCUAUUUAGACUUGGAAAUUGAACAGCUGUUGCAUUACAUCUUUUUUAUUUCUACUUAAAUUUUGAAAUCAAAGCCAGUCCCAUAUCUGUACCAUUUGAUUGGUAUGUGUUCAAUAUAUUUGUUUUUUUUCCAGAAGGACUCUUUCUGCUUUUUCUUGUGGAGUACAUCUUUAAUUGUAUUAAAACAAACAAAAAAAACCAGCAACAACAAACAAAAAUUAAAAACAAAAGAAAUAAAAAAAAUUAAAAAGAAA
This is a messenger RNA of Motacilla alba alba, 2687 nucleotides long. Its product is annotated as putative RNA-binding protein Luc7-like 2. Gene Ontology annotation, biological process: mRNA splice site recognition. The transcript has 11 exons. Gene Ontology annotation, molecular function: mRNA binding. The record is from RefSeq and is a predicted model, not a curated record. Bases 335 to 1843 code for a protein of 502 amino acids. Gene Ontology annotation, cellular component: U1 snRNP; U2-type prespliceosome. NCBI's taxonomy places the organism in Eukaryota, Metazoa, Chordata, Aves, Passeriformes, Motacillidae.